Colossoma macropomum (tambaqui) is the source of this 1010-nucleotide messenger RNA. Its product is annotated as complement C1q tumor necrosis factor-related protein 3-like. NCBI's taxonomy places the organism in Eukaryota, Metazoa, Chordata, Actinopteri, Characiformes, Serrasalmidae. The transcript has 7 exons. Gene Ontology annotation, molecular function: protein binding. The record is from RefSeq and is a predicted model, not a curated record. The coding region runs from base 151 to 918 and encodes 255 amino acids.
AGAGAGAGAGAGAUGAGCUCAUAGCGAAGAUUGAAGGAGAGAGAGAACAAAAGGGAGGCAAACAGUUUAGACCACCGCCCAGAGCAGAACUCAGGAAGCUGCUUUCCGGUAAUUCCUCUCAGGCGUAGCGGUCAGCAGGACGAACGCAGCAUGGAGCAAAAGCUGGACAGCAUCGCGACUCAGUUCACAGAUAUGAUGGAGGAGCUGAGGAGAGAAAUCAGAGAAGUGGGAAAACUGCAGGAUUUAGAGAAGAGACAGAAAACUAUGGAAGCAACGCUGGAGGAGCUGAAGAAGGACAAAGAGAAAAAGGUCGCCUUUUCUGCAUCACUGUUGGCCUCUGGAGAGGGACACACUGGACCCAUGAACCCUGUGCCGUCACCACUGAUCUACAAAAAAGUCUCCAGCAACUACGGAAACGGCUACGACCCAAAUACAGAAGUGGAAAAACUGCAGGAUUUAGAGAAGAGACUGAAAAAUGUGGAAGAAACGCUGGAGAAGGAAAAAGAGAAAAAGGUCGCCUUUUCUGCAUCACUGUUGGCCUCUGGAGAGGGACACACUGGACCCAUGAACCCUGUGCCGUCACCACUGAUCUACAAAAAAGUCUUCAGCAACUAUGGAAACGGCUACGACUCAAAUACAGGGAUUUUCACUGCUCCGAUUAAAGGAGUUUACUUUUUCAGGUUUUACGCUUUCUGUCACCCUGGCACCAAAAUGGCUGUCAGCCUGUACAAAAAUGAUGAGAGGCAGUGCUCUGUGUUUACUUGGAAGCCAGUAACCAACGGCAACGCCAGCAAUGGGAUUGUUCUGACUCUGGAGGAGGGAGAUCGGAUCUACACCAAGCUCUGGGAUGAUACCUGGGUGAACGAUGAUCCAAACGGCUACACAAGUUUCAGUGGAUUUUUGCUUUUCCCCCUUUAAAUGUAAACCUGAAAUUCUGAAACGUCAUAGAUUCUGCAUUUACAUUACGUCUUAUUUUCUGGAUGUGGGUUAUAUGGCAGGCCUUGCAAGCA